This is a messenger RNA of Mollisia scopiformis, 936 nucleotides long. RefSeq lists its product as uncharacterized. The transcript has a single exon. The record is from RefSeq and is a predicted model, not a curated record. The annotation marks the transcript as partial. Gene Ontology annotation, cellular component: mitochondrial large ribosomal subunit. Gene Ontology annotation, molecular function: structural constituent of ribosome. NCBI's taxonomy places the organism in Eukaryota, Fungi, Ascomycota, Leotiomycetes, Helotiales, Mollisiaceae. Gene Ontology annotation, biological process: translation.
GCCACAGCAGUAGCAGUCACUCCAGCACCUUCCCACGAGCAGAUGAUACGGUCCUCUCCUCCCAUAGCUCGAUUUCCUUCCACACAGCCUCCCUCAUACAAGCCACCCGAGUUCCGAAAGUCCCAACUGCUCCGUCAAUAUGCCUCCUUACUUCGCUCCACUCCUCUAAUGCUCCUUUUCCAACACAACAAUCUCAAAGCAGGCGAAUGGGUGGGGAUAAGGAGAGAGCUCACCAAAGCUCUGCGCAAGGUGGAUGAAGCUAGGGCUGCAGCAGGACACACGUCGGAACCUUUGGCAGAGGGAAUCAAGGUUCAGAUCAUCCAGACCGGAAUAUUCGCGGCGGCAUUAAGAAUCGUCGAGUUCUAUAAGCCAGGACCAGAGACCACAUCUCAAUUGGAUCCUAUAAAUCCUGCUACAUCUUCUUCUGCCAAGAUACCACUAUACAAUCCACGUGGAGAUGGAUUGACGCAUACUUUGUCUGCAGCGGCGCAUGAAGCAGUUGCAGACACUAGAACAGCACAUGCUCUGGCUCCUUUACUUUCGGGACCAUUGAUGCUUGUAACUUUUCCUAAUGUCUCGCCUCAGCACUUGAAAGCAGCACUUUCGAUUCUAGCACCCAGUGCACCAGACUUUCCAGCACCAACCAGACGAGCAAAUCCUAGUUACCAUGAUAUGAGUGUACAAGGCGGCCUUCAAAAGCUCUUGUUGCUAGGAGCGCGGGUCGAAGGGAAGGUGUUUGAUGUUGAUGGAGCUAAAUGGGUUGGGAAGAUUGAGGGCGGUCUGGACGGUCUACGGGCUCAGUUGGUGGCUAUGUUGCAAGGAGCUGGAGCUGGCAUCACAAAUACCUUGGAGAGCGCUGGUCGAAGUCUAUAUUUUACUGUCGAGGGCAGACGGACAAUGUUAGAAGAUGAAGCAAAGGAGCCUGCGGCGGAGGAA